Globicephala melas (long-finned pilot whale) is the source of this 684-nucleotide messenger RNA. RefSeq names its product interferon omega-1-like. The record is from RefSeq and is a predicted model, not a curated record. Lineage: Eukaryota; Metazoa; Chordata; Mammalia; Artiodactyla; Delphinidae. Gene Ontology annotation, biological process: defense response. Gene Ontology annotation, molecular function: cytokine receptor binding. Gene Ontology annotation, cellular component: extracellular region.
AUGGCCUUGCUUAGAAAGAAUGUCAUCACAGAACCUACCCCCAAGGUUCCCCCGGACGCCCGUCUCAGCCAGGCCAGCAGCAGCCUCAUUUGCCCCAUGGCCUUCGUGCUCUCUCUACUGACCGCCCUGGUGGUGUUCAGCUAUGGCUCUGGUGAAUCUCUGGGCUGCGACCUGUCUCAGAACCACGUGCGGAUUAGCAGGAAGAACUUCAUGCUUCUGGGCCAGAUGCGGAGAAUCUCCCCUCGCUUCUGUCUGAAGGACAGAAAAGACUUCGGUUUCCCCCAGGACAUGGUGGAUGGCAGCCAGCUCCCGAAGGCCCAGGCCACCUCUGUCCUCCACGAGAUGCUCCAGCAGGUCUUCCGCCUCUUCCACACAGAGCGCUCCUCUGCCGCCUGGGACACCUCCCUCCUGGACAAACUCCGCACUGGACUCCAUCAGCAGCUGGAGGACCUGGACGCCUGCUUGGUGCAGGCGAUGGGAGAUGAAGAAACUGCCCUGGGAGUGACGGGCCCUACACUGGCCGUGAAGAGGUACUUCCAGGGAAUCCACCUCUACCUGAAAGAGAAGAAAUACAGUGACUGUGCCUGGGAAAUUGUCAGAGUGGAAAUCAUGAGAUCCUUGUCUUCAUCAACCAACUUGCAAGAAAGGAUAAGAAUUAUGCAUGGAGACCUGGGGUCACCUUGA